Molecule: messenger RNA, 543 nt
Organism: Camellia sinensis
Lineage: Eukaryota; Viridiplantae; Streptophyta; Magnoliopsida; Ericales; Theaceae
Source: RefSeq, a predicted model, not a curated record
AUGGUGUCUAUAUUAGUUAAUGGUUCACCCACGGAGGAGUUUCAACCACAAAAAGGGUUAAGGCAAGGUGACCCUCUAUCUCCAUUUUUGUUCAUUAUAGCAGCUGAAGGCCUUAAUCUUUUGUUGGGUAGGGCUAUUGAGAAGGGCCUGUUUAAGGGUGCAUCAAUAGGCUGUGAUCAGCUGGGCAUCUCUCAUCUUCAAUUUGCAGAUGAUACCAUUAUUUUUUUGGUUGUGGAGGUAUGCAGUGAGGAUAAAACUCUGUGGAAAUCAGUGAUCUGCUCUAGGUAUAGCAAAAUAGGUGGGGGAUGGUCACCUUCAUUGAAUCAGUCAGUAGGGGUCUCAUUGGUUUGGAAGGAUAUCUCACAACUUUCUGUGGUUAAUCAGCAAAUGGGUGAAUUUUUUGGUGAACAUGUUAAAAUAUUAGUUGGCAAUGGGAGGAGAAUAAAGUUUUGGUGGGUGACAGCUUCAUUUCAGAAGGAAUCUCUUAGCUUCGGAAGAAGAGGAUCUGCAGAGGCUGUUAGGCUUGCUGUUCUUAUCUCCUAG